Trichoplax adhaerens is the source of this 1062-nucleotide messenger RNA. RefSeq lists its product as uncharacterized. Gene Ontology annotation, biological process: heme biosynthetic process. The transcript is spliced from 7 exons. Gene Ontology annotation, molecular function: protoporphyrin ferrochelatase activity. Lineage: Eukaryota; Metazoa; Placozoa; Uniplacotomia; Trichoplacea; Trichoplacidae. The coding region runs from base 1 to 1062 and encodes 353 amino acids. The record is from RefSeq and is a predicted model, not a curated record.
AUGAUGCUUAAUUUGGGUGGUCCAGAGAAAACGGAAGACGUACACGAUUUCUUACUGAGAUUGUUUAUGGAUAAAGAUUUGAUUCCAUUACCUGCACAGAGUCAACUUGCGCCAUGGAUUGCAAAGCGAAGAACUCCCAAAAUUCAGGAACAAUAUAAGAAAAUUGGUGGCGGAUCUCCAAUUCGAAUGUGGACGACUAAGCAAGGAGAGGCAAUGUGUAAAAUAUUGGAUGAAGUUUGUCCAGAGUCCGCACCCCAUAAGCAUUACAUUGGUUUUAGGUACGCCAACCCACUAACAGAAGACGCCAUCGAUCAGAUUAUCAGCGAUGGGAUUUCUAGAGUAGUUGCUUUUACACAGUAUCCACAAUAUUCCUGCUCUACUACUGGAAGUAGUAUCAAUGCUAUCUAUCGUUAUGUCAAUAAAAAUCCUAGCAAUAUUCGUUGGAGUCUCAUCGAUCGAUGGCCAACGCAUCCAGGAUUAAUUAAGGCUUUUGCAGCAAAUAUUCGUAAAGGGAUAGAGCAAUUCCCUGAAAAUACGAGAGACGAUGUCGUAAUAUUGUUUUCAGCUCAUUCUUUGCCUAUGUCAGUUGUUAAUCGUGGUGAUCCUUACCCGUUAGAGGUUGCAUCUACAGUAGAAAGAGUUAUGGAAGCAUUAAAUCAUUCUCAUCCUUAUCGCCUUGUAUGGCAGUCGAAGGUUGGUCCUUUACCGUGGUUAGGACCUCAAACCGAUGAUUCGAUCAAAGGUUUUGCGAGAACUAAUGAAAAGAACUUGUUAUUAGUGCCAAUAGCUUUUACUUCUGAUCACAUCGAAACUUUAUACGAGUUAGAUAUAGAAUAUAUCGACGAAUUAGCUACUAAGUGCGGAAUUAAAAAUAUUAUAAGGGCUGAAUCAUUAAACGAUAGCCCAUUAUUCAUCAGUGCCUUAGCAGAUAUUGUUGCAAAGCAUCUAAAAUCUGGUCAACUUUCUACGCGCCAGUUCGCUUUGAGGUGUCCAAUGUGUGUUAACCCAAUUUGUGCAUCGGCUAAGCAAUUUUUUACGAAUCAAUGUAGUGAAGAUUCUUAG